Cuscuta campestris is the source of this 649-nucleotide messenger RNA. The record is from the annotation of a GenBank genome assembly. Lineage: Eukaryota; Viridiplantae; Streptophyta; Magnoliopsida; Solanales; Convolvulaceae.
CUGCCGUCUGAGAAAUCGGCUAACCAGGAACAAUGACGAACGCAUCUGAAGAAGAACCGGAAGUAGAGAGGCCACGUCAGCGCCGGCCACGGCCGUAUCGGAAAGCACCGGAAGCAUCCCGGAGGCCGCGGUAACGCCGGAGGCAUGCACCACCACCGGAUCCUCUUCGACAAGUACCACCCCGGAUACUUCGGGAAAGUCGGGAUGAGGUAUUUCCACAAGCUCAAGAACCGGUUCCACUGCCCGAUCGUCAACAUCGAGCAGCUCUGGUCGCUCGUCCCGGAGGAGGUCAAAGGCAAGGCCACGAAGGACAGCGUUCCGAUGAUUGACGUCACUCAGAUCGGGUAUUUCAAGGUCUUGGGUAAGGGCGUGCUCCCCAGGGGUCAGCCGGUCGUGGUGAAGGCCAAGCUCGUGUCGAAAAUUGCAGAGAAGAAGAUCAAGGAGGCAGGAGGUGCUGUUGUUCUAACUGCUUAGUUUUACUUAUUUCUUCCUGCUCUUCAAUUUUUUUAGUUUUUCUAAUUUCAUCUUUCGCUCAAGUUUUGAACUCUCGAAUCCUCUUGGAGAGAUCUAUGCACUUGAAGAAUUGUUUUGUUACUAUUGCCUGGAUUUCGGAUAAUCAUAUCACUGCCAUUAAAUUAUAUAUUGGGUU